Messenger RNA from Sinocyclocheilus rhinocerous, 5508 nucleotides. RefSeq names its product serine/threonine-protein kinase WNK4-like. Gene Ontology annotation, molecular function: protein serine/threonine kinase activity; ATP binding. The record is from RefSeq and is a predicted model, not a curated record. The coding region runs from base 329 to 5428 and encodes 1699 amino acids. NCBI's taxonomy places the organism in Eukaryota, Metazoa, Chordata, Actinopteri, Cypriniformes, Cyprinidae. Gene Ontology annotation, biological process: protein phosphorylation. The transcript is spliced from 20 exons.
AAAGCGAAGGCACCCGCGUGCGCUCCGUGGACGCGCUCGAACCUCACGCCGUGAUAUUCUAAUUAUUCAAAUAACCGAAUUAUUAACCUACAGUUGAUUGCUUGCGUAAUAUUUCGACAGAACGUUAACUUGCGUUCGCAUUUAUUUUACAGUCGCGUUGAUUUUUAUACGUUUAUAUAAUCUGCAUUGCGCUCCUGGAGAAGUUCGUUCUUGAACUGCUGUUAUGGUUUGGAGAGUAUUUUGGGGCUAAAUGUAAACGCAUAGUUGUUAUGGAGACAUUAUGAAAGGCAAAGACAUGUAAUGCACUAUAUUACGCGCUGCAAUUUUAAUGUUAACUACACAGAUAUCUACUACAAUGUCACUGGCUGAGGUUGACAUGGCUAGUCUUGGCUUCCCGAAGUUGCCUGCUGGUUUUGACGCGGACUCGUUCUUUCCAGCGCGCCUGCCGCCGAGACGGAGGAGACACUCGGCGAACUCCAGGAGAAAUGCCUACAGGUUUAACAAACUCCACACCAUGGACGUUGAGCCCCAAGAGAGCAUCGCAUCUCUGACAAAAACUCUUUCGUGGUCAGCCGACAAUAUUUUAUCGGAAAGUACCAACGAGGAGAAAAAGACGGACUCUUGUCCUCCAGUGUCACUUGCCUCCAGCUCUCCACCUGAGACGCAAGACUCGGACCCGCGACCCGCUGAUACCUGGGCCAGCGAGGAGCCCAGCGCGCAGGAGGCUGAUGCCAGCUCGGACUCCGAUGAUGAAAGCACCGAGAAGAAAGCUGUUUUGUCAAGAGCCCUGUUUGAGAGUAAACGCGAGCAGGAGGAAAAGGAUGAGGUUGAGACUAAAGCUGUGGCGACUUCACCUGAUGGAAGAUUUCUGAAAUUCAACAUUGAGAUCGGAAGGGGGUCCUUUAAGACAGUCUACAAAGGAUUGGAUACGGAGACCACCGUGGAGGUUGCUUGGUGUGAACUGCAGACCCGAAGGCUGACGAAAGUGGAACGGCAGCGGUUCAGUGAAGAGGUGGAGAUGCUGAAGUGCCUGCAGCAUCCAAACAUUGUCCGUUUCUACGACUCCUGGAAGUCCACCAUGAAAGGACACAAGUGCAUCAUCCUUGUGACGGAACUCAUGACGUCAGGGACACUGAAGACGUACCUGAAAAGGUUCAAAGAGAUGAAACUGAAGCUUCUCCAGCGCUGGAGUCAUCAGAUCCUGAAGGGCCUUCAUUUCCUGCACACCCGAACACCACCCAUAAUCCACCGAGACCUUAAAUGUGACAACAUUUUCAUCACUGGCCCCACUGGAUAUGUUAAGAUUGGUGAUUUGGGUCUAGCUACUCUCAAGAGUGCCUCAUUUGCCAAGAGUGUCAUUGGAACCCCAGAGUUUAUGGCUCCAGAGAUGUAUGAGGAGAAAUAUGACGAAGCUGUGGAUGUUUAUGCCUUUGGCAUGUGCAUCCUGGAGAUGACCACAUCAGAGUACCCUUAUUCAGAGUGCCAAAACGCUGCGCAGAUCUACCGCAAAGUCACUAGUGGCAUGAAGCCAGACAGUUUUUACAAAGUGAAAGUCCCUGAACUGAAAGAGAUCAUUGAGGGAUGCAUUCGGAUGAACAAAGACGAAAGGUACACUAUCCAGGACCUGUUAGAGCACACCUUCUUCCAGGAGAAUAAUGGUGUCCAUGUCGAAUUGGCUGAGGAGGAUGACAUGGUGAAGUCUGGCCUUAAACUCUGGCUUCGAAUGGAUGACACCAAGAAGCUCCAUGGCAAAUAUAAGGACAACAACGCCAUUGAGUUCCUGUUUGAACUCUACAAGGACGUCCCAGAAGAAGUGGCUCAGGAGAUGGUUGUUCUUGGAUUUGUCUGUGAGGCAGACUACAAACUGGUGGCCAAAGCCAUCCGUGACCGUGUCACCGCCAUCAAGCGCCAACGAGAAAAGCUCCGUCGACAGGCAGAAGAGGACCAGAGGCGGCGACAAGAGGAGGUGAUUGAGGAGGAACCCGAGCCUAGUCUUGAAGCCGAACCUUCAGUUUCUAACCCACCUGCUCCUAAGCCUCCUGUAGAGACGCCUGUUUCCGUCCCAACUCAAGCUCCGCCCACUGUCACAGUGUCAGGCCCCAUUUCCCUGCCUGCAAACGAAUCUCUGGACUCUGGCUUUAACGCCAGCUUUGCCACUGAACCCGAGGAGCCAGACGCAGACCAGCGGCAGCAUUUCAACAUACGUCAUGCCAGCUACUCAUCAGCAACGUGUAAGUUUGUGUGCUCUUGUGUAUGUCAAAGUCAGCAUGAAAUGGAAAUUCACCCUUUCUCAGGGGUGUCCAAACCUGCUCCUGGAGGGCCAUCCAUCUACCAUAAGAUGUACACUAUCCAGGACCUGUUAGAGCACACCUUCUUCCAGGAGAAUAAUGGUGUCCAUGUCGAAUUGGCUGAGGAGGAUGACAUGGUGAAGUCUGGCCUUAAACUCUGGCUUCGAAUGGAUGACACCAAGAAGCUCCAUGGCAAAUAUAAGGACAACAACGCCAUUGAGUUCCUGUUUGAACUCUACAAGGACGUCCCAGAAGAAGUGGCUCAGGAGAUGGUUGUUCUUGGAUUUGUCUGUGAGGCAGACUACAAACUGGUGGCCAAAGCCAUCCGUGACCGUGUCACCGCCAUCAAGCGCCAACGAGAAAAGCUCCGUCGACAGGCAGAAGAGGACCAGAGGCGGCGACAAGAGGAGGUGAUUGAGGAGGAACCCGAGCCUAGUCUUGAAGCCGAACCUUCAGUUUCUAACCCACCUGCUCCUAAGCCUCCUGUAGAGACGCCCGUAUCCACCCCUACUCAAGCUCCGCCCACUGUCACAGUGUCAGGCCCCAUUUCCCUGUCUGCAAACGAAUCUCUGGACUCUGGCUUUAACGCCAGCUUUGCCACUGAACCCGAGGAGCCAGACGCAGACCAGCGGCAGCAUUUCAACAUACGUCAUGCCAGCUACUCAUCAGCAACGUCUGACUGUGAGACGGAUGGAUACCUCAGCUCCUCUGGGCUUCAGGAACCUUCAGAAGCUCGAGUUCCUGUGGCAAACCAACCCUCCACAGCUCCACAACCAACCAGUGGAGCCCCUCGCGUGGAAACCACACCCAUUGAAGCUCCACCCACUGAAGCCCCUCCCACUCCAGCUGCAGCGAUCCCAGCUCUCCGUUUCCCGUCGAGCAUUGCUGUGUCCCAAAACACAGAGAGGGCCCAGUCAGGAAAUACCAGUGGUUUUUCCUCUCCUGUCGACAGCUACGCUUCUGAUGUUACCUCUGGUUUGAGUGAUGGAAACGAGGGUCUUUCGGAGAGAGGCGGGAAAGGUCAGAACAAACGCACCGGAACCAAGCUGCUCAGGAAGAGGGCUCGCUCACGGCUACGCAUCACUGGGCUGUCAGAUAAAGUGGACCGGGUUGUAGAGUGUCAACUACAGACCCAUAACAGCAAGAUGGUGACAUUUAAAUUCGAUCUGGAUGGAGACAACCCAGAUGACAUUGCUGCAGUAAUGGUACAUAAUGAGUUUAUUCUACCUGGGGAGAGAGAGGGAUUCAUCCACCGCAUGAGGGACAUCAUCCGUCGGGCAGAGGCCCUGAUGAGGAGAGAACCUUUGGAACCACUCAGUCCCAGAGACACUGCUCGUCUGCCUUGUCUGAGCGGAGUCGGCUCACUGUCUGCCUCACAGCCCAAUCUCUACACGCAGGGCCUCGCUCGCACACACUCCUCCUCCUCGUUGCCAGAUUAUGCUGCUGCCAGUAUAGGGCCAGUGACCCGGGGUUCCUCACCUACACUGAGCGCCGACUUUUACGUUGAUCCCGAUGCCAUUCCGCCCGUCCGGCCCCUGCGUUCACAAUCCUUCCACACUACAGGUUCCUCCCAGACCUAUCAGUCUACGCUCAACUACCCGCAGUACUCCCACCCUGAACUUCUGCCACAUCUCCUGCCAAAUCAGAUGUCUGCCAUGCCCCCUCAGCUCCCCAAACCACCUUAUGUUCAAAACACCCACUUUGCCUACCCCUACCAAAUGGAUCACGCCUCCCUCAAGAGCCCCCUCAACCCAAGUCCACUCACCCGUGUCCCCAGCAACCCAAACUUCUAUUCCUCCUCUUCGUCCUCUUCUGUUGUUUCACCGGUUCAGCAGUCCAUCGAGAUGCCGCCUCAAGCUGAAACCAACACUCUGCCACUUUCAGUUGCCCCUCCACCUGGUCCGCAAGCUGCAGGCAUGUGGCCGCCACAUUCCCAGCAGCCCUUUAUUUCGCUGGCCAAUGUUCUUUCUCUGGCUAUGAACUUUGCACAGUCCUUUAUACCCCCUGGAUCCAUCCCUCAAGGUUUCCACCCGCAAAUGACCCCUCAACCAGGGUAUGGCCCUAUGUAUCCAGCUCAGCAUACGAGUAUGAGCAACGCUGAUGCUCCAUACCACCAGGGGGCAACGAGUGGCCAGUAUAUGGAUAUGUACCAAUAUCCUGAUGCUUAUAUGCAGAUUCCGGCACCAGUUCCUGAACCUCAAGAACAAGGCCAAACAGCAUCUCCACCAGUAGUCCCUCUUAGAGAGCAGAGAACAGGCACGGCCCCUGAGAUUAAACAGCCCAUAAACCCAAACCCCACAAACCCAAGCUCUUCUCCAGGGUCCAGAAGUAGCCCACUGGCAGGGAGCCAGUCUAACCUCAUUGGGCAGCUCAGAGAGCGGGCAGACAGUUCAGCAUCAAGCUCCUGCACCCCAUCCAGCACAAGCUCACCAGCAUCCUCCACAUCCCCCAGCCCGCAAAACACUGUGUCCUCACCCAUCCCAAGGUCCUCCCCCACUCUGUCCAUGUCUCUGGCAGUGUCUGAAACGAAUACCAUCGCAGCCAAAUCUAGACUCUCACCUAUAUCUGAAGAGAAAAAGUCUAUUGUCACAGUGGGACGGUUCAAAGUCAGUCAAAGCAAGGAAAUCCCCACUCCAACUCCCAGCCUAACGCCAACUCCCACCCCUACAGCUACACCCACAUCCAUACUGACCCAAACAUGCCCUAUAACAGAUCCUCAAGCCACGCCCCCUGCACACAACAGCCAAUCAGACAGCAGCACAGACAUACAGGCGGAAUCAGAAAGCAGUCACAGCUCUCUGAAUGAGUCCCCACCACUUAUCAAACCACUUAGUGUGGCUUUGUGCCACUCAGACAGCGCCCCCUUGUGGACUGGAGGAACUAAAACACUGGACAGAGAAGUAGAACCAGACAAGGGACGUGGAGGUGAAGAAGGGGAGGAGGAGGUGGAGGAGGAGACAGAAAGGAGGAGGAGGAGAAUAAGUGUAAGUUUGCUGGAAAGUUCAGCCGGGAGUCCUCAGUUCAAUCUAAAUCAGUCGUGGAUGAGUUACACACGCAGUACCUCAUACGCUAGCAGCGACGAGACAGAGAGUGAAGACGAGGGAAUGUAUGAGGAGCUACAGGAACUCAGAGAGAGGUGAGCCUGUAGUAUGUUUUGUGGGUUGCUUGUGGUACAUUCCUGCAAAUCCCUGUACAUUCUAUAAAGUGCUUUAUCAAAUUC